AUGGCAGACACAAAUGUUGUUGACAGCGAUCAGCAGCAGUCACUGAAAGUGGCACAGACUCCUUCAUUCUGUAGACUUUGUAACGUCGAGUUACGGGGCUUGCAAACGUGGAAGGCUCACGUCAAAAGUGAUGGGCAUGUUCAAAAGCUACAAGAGAAAGUACAUGGUAUUACAGUGUCGUCAACACCAACUUCUGCUUCAAAAUUGUCUCCGUCUUCAAGACAGAAAAGGGAAGAGUUCGAAGACCCUGACCCGGAGUCCGAAAGUGACACUGAAGAUGAUGAUUUUGAAGAAGACCAGGAACUCGUCGCGACUGAGUUCGUGCCUGGUCAUUGCCUCUUCUGCACCAAAGACACCUCAGCUUUAGACGACAGCAUGAAACAUAUGUCUUCAGCACACGGCUUCAAUAUUCCCUUCCAAGAUUUCUUAGCCGUUGAUCUUGAAACGCUAGUUUCUUACCUUCAUUUCGUCAUCAACACAUACAGAGAAUGCAUCUGCUGCGGCACCCAUCGGAGUACAGUCGAGGGUAUACAGCAUCACAUGCUUGCCAAAAGUCACUGUCGCUUCGAUAUUUCACCAGAAACAGAAGAAUUCUACGAGAUACCGCAAUACGAAGAUGCCUUGGGGGAUAGAAAGCAAGAUGCAGGUGACCCGGUGAGACUGCCUUCUGGGAGAGUCAUCUCUCAUCGCAAACACGAGGAACCUCGUGCUCCUCGUCGGGAGACAGCAGACCAGAGUCUUCUUGACUCCUUAGUGCCUGUAGAGCCAGGUAUGGAGAUUGCGCAUCGGCGAACGGUAAAUGGAAAUCGAGAGGUUGUGCAGGCUUAUGAAGCUAUACUCGCUGCACAACUCUCGAGGCUCAAGGUUACUGGCGAUAGAGCAGCGCAAAGGGACGAGAAGCGGUGGAGGGGAAGAUUGGAACGAGCGAAUAAUUUCUUCGCGCUGAAGAGGUUUAGGCUGGAUGCUGCCGAUAGUCGAAUGGGUCGACAAUUCUAG
Messenger RNA from Fusarium tjaetaba, 996 nucleotides. Its product is annotated as TRI15 transcription factor. The transcript is spliced from 2 exons. Gene Ontology annotation, cellular component: preribosome, large subunit precursor. Gene Ontology annotation, biological process: ribosomal large subunit biogenesis. The record is from RefSeq and is a predicted model, not a curated record. The coding region runs from base 1 to 996 and encodes 331 amino acids. NCBI's taxonomy places the organism in Eukaryota, Fungi, Ascomycota, Sordariomycetes, Hypocreales, Nectriaceae.